UUCUUGCGCCGUGUGAGGGCUCUUUUCGAGAUCUUGCGACGACUUGAGGCAAUGUUGCUGGGAAUAGAGCAUGGUCCUAUUAUCCAGCAAGUUUAUAGUACAUGAAAAAACACAUGUUCGCAUAUGUCAAGUUCAGUCGAUCCCAAUUUCAUUCCAGAUAAAAGAGGUGAAUUAUGCCUGGUCAGUGGUCAACCGAGGAGAUAAAGCAGUUGAUUUGUGAGGUGGAGGAACGACCGACACUGUGGAAUGUAUUGGUAGACGAAUAUAGAGACCGGGUGAAAAAAUCUGACUCGUGGAAACAAGUGGCGGAAGCUUUAAACAAGGAACAAUGCGAGGUGGAAAAGAAGUUCCACACGCUGAGGACUCAGUAUGCCGCUGAGGUUAAGGCCGAAGAAAAAAGGAAGUCCGGGUCCGAGGGUGUUGUAAAGAAGAGUAAGUGGCAGUACAUGGAGGCGUUGUCGUUUGUCGGCGCGGGGAUGAAAAAACGGCAAGGAUCUUCCUCAGAGGUAGGUCCACUUUACGCAUGUUGAUACUGCCAGGACACUUCACCAAUAGGAGUCAUGAAAUACUCUCCAAACUCGCGUUGAAUCUCUCUCGCGGAUGUCGCAUGGUGGUUACUGCCUUGAUGGCGAAGUCCCAGAAGCGUCCCUUGGGGGUUGAAAUCUGCGCGCCAGGAACCAGGCAUCAUAUUUCCGUCUCGGUCUUCAAGGUCAAUUGUACCAGGGGGUGUAUACGCUUCGUUCGGUUCCUUCAUUAGGAAGUUGUGAAGGGCGACGACUGCUUGCACAACUAAUUGAGCCUUGUCUGGGUUCAAAUUGAUGGGCUUCAGCAAAACGCGGAAUCGAGUUGCCAGUAUACCGAAUGUACUUUCGACCAUCCGUCGUGCCCGACUAAGCCUGUAGUUAAAUACCCGACUGACAAUGUCCCUUGUUCGGAAUGGAUAAGGCUUCAUUAUAUUUUCUUGAAGUGCAAAUGC
Molecule: messenger RNA, 976 nt
Organism: Liolophura sinensis
Lineage: Eukaryota; Metazoa; Mollusca; Polyplacophora; Chitonida; Chitonidae
Product: transcription factor Adf-1-like
Exons: 2
Coding region: 174-530 (118 amino acids)
Source: RefSeq, a predicted model, not a curated record